CCGCGGUUUUGCUUCGGCCCGGAGGCUUUUACCGAGCGCCCCGCGUCCCUUGGGGGGGCGGCGGCGGCGUCUGGGGCUGCAGAGGCAGCCUGGGGGUCCGGAAGUCAACACCAUGUCGAGUCUGCACAAGAGCCGAAUUGCAGAUUUCCAGGACGUCCUGAAGGAGCCCUCCAUCGCACUGGAAAAGCUUCGGGAACUCAGUUUUAGUGGCAUUCCCUGUGAGGGCGGACUGCGGUGCCUCUGCUGGAAGAUCCUCUUGAACUACCUCCCAUUGGAGAGAGCCUCAUGGACUUCAAUCUUGGCUAAGCAGAGGGGGCUCUAUUCUCAGUUCCUGAGGGAAAUGAUUAUCCAGCCUGGCAUUGCCAAGGCCAACAUGGGUGUGUCCAGGGAAGAUGUGACUUUUGAGGACCAUCCCCUCAACCCCAGCCCUGACAGCCGGUGGAACACGUACUUCAAGGACAAUGAGGUGCUCCUACAGAUCGACAAAGAUGUCCGGAGACUGUGUCCAGAUAUAUCCUUCUUCCAGAGACCUACCGAGUACCCCUGCCUCCUCAUUCUGGACCCCCAAAAUGAGUUUGAGACCCUUCGUAAGCGGGUGGAACAGACAACGCUGAAAUCCCAGACAGUCGCGCGGAACCGCAGUGGCGUUACAAAUAUGAGCUCUCCACACAAGAACUCCGCACCACCAGCCAUGAAUGAGUAUGAGGUGCUGCCCAAUGGCUGUGAGGCCCACUGGGAGGUGGUGGAACGGAUCCUGUUCAUCUAUGCCAAGCUCAACCCCGGCAUCGCUUACGUGCAGGGCAUGAAUGAGAUUGUGGGCCCUCUCUAUUACACCUUCGCCACUGACCCCAACAGCGAGUGGAAAGAGCAUGCUGAGGCCGACACCUUUUUCUGCUUCACCAACCUUAUGGCCGAGAUCCGGGACAACUUCAUCAAGAGCCUGGAUGACUCACAAUGUGGGAUUACCUACAAGAUGGAAAAGGUGUAUUCCACCCUGAAGGAUAAAGACAUGGAACUCUACCUGAAGCUGCAAGAACAGAACAUCAAGCCUCAGUUCUUCGCCUUCCGUUGGCUGACACUACUGCUGUCCCAGGAGUUCUUGUUGCCUGAUGUCAUCCGGAUCUGGGACUCCCUCUUUGCUGAUGACAGCCGUUUUGAUUUCCUCCUCCUGGUCUGCUGUGCCAUGCUCAUACUGAUCCGGGAGCAGUUGCUGGAAGGGGAUUUCACCAUCAACAUGCGGCUCCUGCAGGAUUACCCCAUCACAGAUGUCUGCCAGAUCCUACAGAAAGCCAAGGAACUCCAAGACUCCAAGUAGCCUCCUGUCCCGGAGGCCAGAUUUGGGAGAGCAGCCACCUUCACCUUGUAUCCUGGCUCCCAGGACACAAAAAAGCCCACGAGAUUGCCAGCCUGAAGGGAAGCUGCAGGCUCGGCCAACUCCAGGACUUCGCAUGUUGGCUCCCAUAAUCCGGGAUGCUCCUCAUGGGAACACACUGCUGGGUGCCUUUCCAGCCACCCAGUCCUGGUACACCUGGGAUCCCUUGGUCAGGCUUCUGAACAGGGUUGGAGUUCCCAAACUGGUUUCCUGGAACUGGGACCGUUGGCACAGGAAGCUGUCAAGGGUCUCACCCUGCCUCUGCCCUAUAGCUCCUCGUCCUUUCCUGCUUCUGGUCUCCUGGCACCAGUUGGGGGAGGUGCUUGGCAAAUGGGCCAGAAAACACAUCUGGAAUUCGGUGCUGGAGCUGUGUGGGGAGGUAACACCAAAAGAACUGAGUGACUGCCAAGCCCAGGCCCCACUCUGUGUCUUCAACUGAGUGUGUUCUCUUGUGGCUGAUGGAGCGUAUGUCCCCCUGGUGUCUCUGCUUUUGUGUGUGUGUGUGCACGUGCGUGUGUGUGUAUUUGUAUACACCCUAGGGGUGGGAGAGGUUGUCUUAGAAUCUCUCUAGUCUCUGCUUCUCCUUCUCUGUCUCUACCUCUGCCUGUCUCCCUCUGCCUCUUUCCUUGAGGUGGUGUGUGUGUGUGUGUGUGUGUGUGUGUGUGUGUGUGUGACUCUUGCUGUCUUUUCCUCUCUCCUUUAUACUCUGCCCUUCUCUCUUGGGGUGCCUUAUCCUGAGCCUCUUUCCCCCUCCCUUCUAGAUCCCUGAGGCUGGCAGACAGAAUGAAGUGUCACAGCAAGGCCCCUGGAGGCCAUCCUUCACUUUGGCAUCUGAUUCCUAUUCCCAACAUGUGGCUCAGGAGCCCCAGAUCCUACUUGGAAUCAAAUGCUGCUGAGAAUGAUGGCCUGCAAAGCUUUGAGCUUCUUGCCUGCUUUCUGUCCAGGAAUGGAGAAGGGAGGAGAAGUGUGGAUCUUUAGAGGUGAUCGAGGACAUCCAGGCUGUUACGUAGCUGGAAUUCAAUUCUAAGUGUUUCUUCCCAGCCCAAGAAGUGUGAGUCCUAUCAAGGAGUCGGACCAAAGGAAGUCCAGGAGUCUCUGGACCUACAGACCUGGGUUCUGCCAGUGUCAGAAGGGCCAAGUGAGGGCCUGGUAUGUCCUUGAUGUCAGGGAGGCUGUGGAGGUGUUGGCCUUCCUGGUUACCUGCUUUAACUAUUCCCGGGAUUUGGGGUGGUGAGUCCCUAACAUGGACUCUGACUGCUCUGCUCCCAGUUCUGUGAAGAGUGGCUUCAUUCUAACUAAAUCCCUUACCUCCUUUCACGUGGAGGACAGGUGGUUUUUGUCCUGACGGCAGGACAAGGUUCCUCACCCUCUCCCCAGACUGGCCAGCGCCUAUAUUGCCUGAGGCCCUCCUGAAGUGGGCAGGGCUUCCUUCACCAGGCCUCCUUGGAUGCUGUUGGGACUUUGUGCACUUGCCUUUUUGCCACCUUCUCCCCUAACACAGUAUUUUGGGGUUUUACUAUUUAUUAAGGCUUCUGGCUAUUUAUUACAGAUUGGGGAGGGGAGAAAGGGAGUUGGAAUGGUAGACAGGAGUAGAGACUUGAAUGGUCCUCAUAUUUCAAGGCUAACAUCGACAUCUUCUCCCUUGCCUUUGAGGCCUUCUUUCCUGGCAGGUCCUGGUGUGAGGGCUGCCAGCAGUACUAGAACUGAGUACAAGGGAGGCCAGGGCUGGUGUCCCUGUGAUGGGGCAGAUCCAGUCCACUCUUAUCCCAGAACUCGUCCUCUGGCAGGUCAGCCCCAACUUUAAUUCCUGUGUAGCCUGUAGCUUGGGCCACUGCCUAGGACCCAGCAGACACUGCCCAGGACACCUGAUGCAUUCCCUCCUGCCUGACCCUGCUUUUCCUCCUGGGACCUUGCGACUUGAAUCAUGUAUCUGAUUUGCCUCAGUGGGAGACCUGAGUUCAGUGCCCUCUCCUUGGACGAGUCUUGGUUAGGCUGGCUUCCUGUGGGGGGGUGCCUAAGGAAAGGUCUUGCUCUUGAAGGGUUCUCAAGAGAGGUGCACAGAGUCCGAGUGCCUGCGGCAGCCUCAGGACUGAGACACUGGCCACCUGAGCCGUGUGAGCUCAGCAGGUCUCAGUCCUUAGGGUCAGAAUGGCAGUACCCUUUUGUUUUUUUCAUCUAUUUUGUUCUCUGAAUCAGUGCUCUUGAUGAGUUGUCUUUAAUAAAUUGUGUGUUCUUUGCAA
Messenger RNA from Jaculus jaculus (lesser Egyptian jerboa), 3612 nucleotides. RefSeq names its product TBC1 domain family member 13 (gene Tbc1d13). The record is from RefSeq and is a predicted model, not a curated record. Gene Ontology annotation, biological process: activation of GTPase activity; intracellular protein transport. The transcript has 12 exons. Lineage: Eukaryota; Metazoa; Chordata; Mammalia; Rodentia; Dipodidae. Gene Ontology annotation, molecular function: GTPase activator activity. Bases 113 to 1315 code for a protein of 400 amino acids.